Cryptosporidium muris RN66 is the source of this 717-nucleotide messenger RNA. RefSeq lists its product as uncharacterized. Lineage: Eukaryota; Apicomplexa; Conoidasida; Eucoccidiorida; Cryptosporidiidae. The record is from RefSeq and is a predicted model, not a curated record. The coding region runs from base 1 to 717 and encodes 238 amino acids. The transcript has a single exon.
AUGGAAUUGAUUAGAACAGAGGAAAGUGUCUUAGAUGAUAACCUAGAUAUGGGGGAAGUUGAAAAAAUAAUACGUACAAUAGUUACAUCAGAAACUCUAGAUUCACUAACUUCUAGAAAAGUUAGAGAAGAGAUAGAAAAUCAAUUAAAUUUAUUACAGGGUAGUUUAAUAUCUAAAAAGUUGGAGAUCAAUGAGAUAAUAGACCAAAUUAUAUUGGAAAUACAAGGGGAUUUGGAAGAUCAUGAACCUUUAACUAAGAAAUCAAUGGAAUAUAAAACAUUAGAUAAGUACAAACAAGAAUAUCCUACAAAUAAUGAAGGUGAGGUUUCAAGUGAACAGUCUGACUAUGCUGGGAAUGAAGAGGAUAGUGAUAAAGAGAUUAGGCAGAAAAGAGAAAGAGGGUUAGAGGACGAUGAAGAAAAUAAUGAUAAGUCAAAAUCAAUAACUAAAAAGUCUACAAAGCCAAAAGAAACUUCUGUUAUGUCAAUAGAUGAGUUUUUAGAGAAGGCCCAAGUUCUUAGCUUGACUAUAAAUAACUCAAAAACUAAACUUGCCGCAGCACCCAGGCAAUUUAGUACUGGUAGUGUAGGAUGGUAUUAUGGAAACAAAGUUUCAUUGCCUGUUGGUGACUCAGAUGUUAUUUGCCAAUUAUCCUUAAAUUGCACGGUAGUUGGUAGUAAGUCGUGGAAACGGAAAUCUAUAAAGAAAAGAAGGUAA